Messenger RNA from Rhodamnia argentea, 2199 nucleotides. RefSeq names its product CBL-interacting protein kinase 2-like. Bases 578 to 2011 code for a protein of 477 amino acids. Gene Ontology annotation, biological process: protein phosphorylation; signal transduction. The record is from RefSeq and is a predicted model, not a curated record. Gene Ontology annotation, molecular function: ATP binding; protein kinase activity. NCBI's taxonomy places the organism in Eukaryota, Viridiplantae, Streptophyta, Magnoliopsida, Myrtales, Myrtaceae. The transcript has 2 exons.
GUUUCGGUUUCUGGGUAUGGCCUUUUUGGUCGAUCGUUCGCUUGUUUGAUGUGGGUUUGCUUUUCUUGUUACGGUAUUUAGCUGGCAUAUUAUUGGUCAAUGUUCUGUGCAUUUUGGUUGUUCAAAAUUCGAAGAUCUUUCUUUGCUGGGGAAAGCUUGGGAUAUAUUUCUAGCAUAUUGCAGGAGAUUUGAGCUUAGUCUUAGGUCUCUGCUAUCCCCUCAGACGCUCAAUUUUGCAGAGUACGUCCCUUCUUUGGUAUUCUGUAGGAAAUCACCAAAACCUGGGAAUGCUGAAAGAUGUGCUUGAAAGUUGAGAAUCCUUUUCUUAAGGUUGAUGGGCCUUUAACUCUAUGUGGAGAGACCUUGAUUAUCUUGGAUGAGGUUGGGGAGUUAGUUGAUAAAUCAGUCAUCCUAGUUUCUCACAUGCCCAGUGUAAAGUGUGUGUUGAGAGAACAUGCUAUGUUGAAGUACGAUGUCUGCGAAGAUGGUUGAGCAUUUAUGCUUCUAAUUUCUGUACAUCAGUAGCUGGUUAUAUUGUACAAAGUUUUUAUUAAAGCAAGUGUAGUACUCAGUUGAAAUGGAGAACCGGGGGGGUGUUCUGAUGCACCGAUAUGAAUUGGGAAGAUUACUUGGGCAAGGCACAUUUGCCAAGGUUUAUUAUGCUAGGAAUAUCAGCACGGGCAUGAGUGUUGCCAUCAAGAUGAUCGACAAAGAGAAGGUUUUGAAAGUUGGAAUGAUUGAUCAGAUUAAGCGAGAGAUUUCGGUCAUGAGACUAAUUAGGCACCCACAUGUGGUGGAGCUUUACGAGGUCAUGGCCACCAAGACCAAGAUUUACUUUGUCAUUGAAUAUGCUAAAGGUGGGGAGCUAUUCGACAAGGUAGCCAAAGGGAAACUGAAGGAGGACGUCGCACGGAGAUACUUUCAACAGCUGAUUGCUGCUGUAGAUUAUUGUCACAGCCGAGGUGUUUGUCACCGGGACUUGAAACCGGAGAAUCUGCUCUUAGAUGAGAAUGGGAAUUUGAAGGUUUCAGACUUUGGGUUGAGCGCCCUUGCUGAAUCAAAGUGUCAAGAUGGGUUGCUUCACACAACUUGUGGGACCCCUGCUUAUGUUGCUCCAGAGGUGAUCAAUCGAAGGGGUUACGAUGGAUCCAAAGCUGAUAUUUGGUCAUGUGGCGUGAUCUUGUUUGUUCUUUUAGCUGGUUACCUUCCCUUCCAUGACUCUAAUCUCAUGGAGAUGUAUCGUAAGAUUGGAAAAGGAGAAUUCAAAUUUCCAAACUGGUUUGCACCGGAUGUGCGUCGACUCCUUUCGAAGAUCUUAGAUCCAAACCCAAACACGAGAAUUUCAAUGAUGAAGAUUAUGGAGAGCUCUUGGUUCCGGAAAGGUCUAGACUCCAGAAGUAUAUGUAUCGUAAGAGAAGUGAAAGAACCGCCGCCUCUUGAUGCUGAUGCAUUAUUCGGUCCUGAUGGGGUUGAAAAUACCAUUAUGGAGUCAAAGCAGGAACCGUCGCAACUUAGCAACCUGAAUGCUUUUGAUAUCAUAUCAUAUUCUGCAGGAUUUGACUUGUCUGGAUUGUUCGAGGGAGUGGAUCAAAGAAAGGAAGUUCGGUUCACGGUGAAUAAACCAGCUUCUGCUAUAAUCUCAAAGCUCGAGGAUAUAGCCAAGCGCCUGAGGCUGAAGGUGAAGAAGAAGGAUGCUGGAGUGAUGAAAUUCGAAGGCUCCAAGGCUGGAAGAAAGGGUGUCCUUGGUUUUGAUGCUGAAAUCUUUGAGAUUACUCCGGCUUUUCAUUUGGUGGAGAUGAAGAAGUCAAAUGGGGACACAAUGGAGUAUCAGAAGGUUCUGAAGGAGGAAAUAAGACCGGCUCUCAAGGACAUUGUCUGGACCUGGCAAGGGGAGCAACCGCUGCCGCCCCCACCACCUCCACUGCCGCACCAGCUGCUUUUGGAACAAGAAGAAUCGUAUCCUUCUCAAGAUUCGCCUUUGCCUGUCACUUCGUCGCAGGAUUAUCCAUGAGUACUCUCUAGCUUUGUGGUGUUUUAUGUUUGUUGUCAGAUCCUGUUCAUGUGAUUGUUGCUAUCGUUCAAGCGGUCUGGAAGUACAUAUAAUGGUACUUAUUAAGACUCAAUGAAGUUGACUCUACUACAUUGUGUUGCAUCUUAUUGUACUUUGAUUGUCAACAAUGCAUUUGGUGUUUUGCGUCC